AUGAUGGCUGUUGACUGCCGGUCUUACCCCCUUACCUCAUCCGCCGCACAUAGCACUCUAAGGAGUCCUACUGAGGGGUCAGCUAGUGGUUUUGCGGGGCUGGUGGAUACAGAUGACGUCCCCAUGUUCAGUCCCGAGAAGCUGCGCAGGUGCCUGGGUGACGUGCUCAGCAAGGAUGCCUACAGUACUAUCUACUCUCUUAAAGGAUACCCUCACCUUGCCGCGAAGGAGAUCCGGCCUGAUGAUCCAGACCAGUAUAGUGUAGAUGCUGCCAAACUCAAGCUAGUCGCUCUUCCAAACACCUCUUAUCCGGAUGUUCUCAGCUGCGGCAAGAUAAUUAAGAGUCGCAAUACGAUUUUUAUUAUCAUGGACCGCCGCUGCGGAGACCUUCAGCAGUUGAUCACUAAUUACAGAGAAACUCAUAAGCCUAUUCCUAAGAGGUUGGUACUUUCCCUUGUAAGAGACCUUGCUAAUUGCCUUAUCUACUUGCAUGAUCCCAUCAAUGGUGUCCACGGCAGCCUGUUUCCUGGUGUUAUCUUCAAGCCUGACAAUAUUUUAUUCACAGAAAAUAGGAGGCACAUUGUUCUUGCGAAUUUCGAACUCUGCAUGGGCAUGUCGAGCUGGGCUACGAAGACCGGCGACCCCGCAUACAUGGCCCCCGAGACGCUCCUCCGCGGUAUCAUAACUCCCGCGUCCAACAUCUGGAGCAUUGGGGCCAUAGCAUACGAGCUCGCCACCCUGAGGAAGCCGGACUUCUUGGGGGGCAGAGAACCAGAGGAUGUCUUCGUCGAUGGGUGGAGGCCCGAUCUGAGUGGCAUCACCGACGGCUUCAUAAAGAGUGUUCUGGAGCGGAUAUUCGUGCUGGAUCCAGAGAGGAGGCCGACAGCCAGAGGGCUUGUCCGUCUGCUUCAGAUGCUCAACGGCCCUCCUGAUGAACAGGAAGCCAAAGAUAAAGCACUGAGGAACAGAUGCGCAUCUUUGGAGGCUGCUCUGAAUGAUGCCAACAACAAGAUCCUAUCUCUUGAGAAGGAGCUUGCUGCUAAAUCCGCAGGGGCAGAUAUCCCUAAGGAGCAGUUUGGUGAGACCUCCAAGACGCUUGAGAAGGUAAAGGAGAUAUGGAUGAAGAUAGGCAUGGGGGACGCGUGGAAUGCAACGGAUACAGCGGAUACGACAGAUACGACAGACACAGUAGAUGCAAUAGAUACGACAGACGAGACAGACAAUAUAGAGGACACAGAGGAGGAGCAUCUCGAAGAGGACGACUCCACCGACCUCAUGAGGGCCGUUGACAGAAACGACGUGGAGGCAGUGAAGACCCUCAUACCGCUCCAGGGAGGCAUGCAGAUGAAGGGAUGCACACAUGUGGACAGAUGGAAGAUAUGCGGAGGGACCGCCCUGAUGAGAGCAGCGAUACACGGUCACACAGAACUUGUGGGGCUGCUACUGGAGAAGGAAGGGGGCAUAAGAGAUAAUAGCGGGUGGACGGCCCUCAUAUGGGCUGCAAGAACUGGUCACAUAGACUGUCUCGAGCUUUUGCUGGAAAGGGAAGGAGGUAUGAGAGAUAACAAUGGAGGAACGGCUCUUAUGGCCACAGUAGGUAAUGGCUACUCGAACUGCGCCAGGAGUUUACUAAGGAAGGAGAUAUGUAUGCAAGAUAAUAACGGAACUACAGCUCUCAUGGCUGCAGCAGGUCGUGGUUAUACAGACUGUGUUAAGCUACUCAUGAAAAAGGAAAGCCGCAUGCAAGAUGGCAAUGGAUGGACCGCUCUCAUGUGCGCUGCAGAGCUCGGCCGCACAGACUGCGUCAAAUUACUUGUGGAGCUGGAGGGUGGUAUGCAGAGGACUGACGGGAUGACCGCUCUCAUGUGGGCUGCGCAGAAUCGUCACGUAGAUUGUGUUAGGCUACUCGUAGACAAGGAAGCUGGCAUGAAGGAGAAAACGGGAUGGACCGCUCUUAUGUUUGCUAUGAAAAUUGGUAGUAUUGACUGUGUAAAGCUCCUCGUGAGAGAGAAGAGUCUGAGAGACAGUACGGGAGGAGAUGCUCUUUGUAUGGCCAAGCUAUGGGGAUGCCACGAGAUAGUCUCCCUCCUCUCGAACGAAGUACUACAAAGGUUGGAGUGCUGCUGUUAA
Molecule: messenger RNA, 2130 nt
Organism: Giardia duodenalis
Lineage: Eukaryota; Fornicata; Diplomonadida; Hexamitidae
Product: Kinase, NEK
Exons: 1
Coding region: 1-2130 (709 amino acids)
Biological process (GO): protein phosphorylation
Molecular function (GO): protein kinase activity; ATP binding; protein binding
Source: RefSeq, a predicted model, not a curated record